AGAGAACCUGUUUUCAUAAUAAAAAUAAUUGGUAAAAGUGGCCGAACUGACUGACUCGACUCCAGACCAGAUUGGACGCAGUACGAAAUAAUACGCUGCGUGGUUUGGUUGUGGUUUGCCCUACCCAGUUUCACACAUCAUCUGUGAUUUCAAGAUGAAAUUGGUUAUCUUACCCAUUGUGGCAGUUCUGUUCUUAUCAGGGAGCGGAAAUGGACAAGAAGGCGGGAACGUGACCUCCAGCACUACAGUGGUCACGACGAGCACCACCACCACGACGGCACAGCAGAUUCCACAAGCUGUCGCCUCCACUCCGGCGACACCCGUGGUAAAACUGGGACCAGUUGUGACCACCAAGUCUGGUCAGUUGAGACCGCUCGUCCUUACGUCGAGACAGGGUCGAGAAUAUUAUGCCUUCCAAGGCGUUCCCUUUGCCAAUCCGCCUGUACAAUUUCAGCGGUUUAAGGUUCCUGCCCCUGUGACUCCGUGGGAAGGAGUUCUCAACGCGACGAAAUUUGCCCCACCCUGCGUCCAGUAUAACGUUCUGAUCGAUGAAAUUGAGGGUGAUGAGGACUGCUUGUAUCUCAACAUUUUCACGCCAAAGCUGCAAGAUAAAUCCAAUCCAGGGGAAAAUAAGUUUCCCGUUAUGGUCUUCAUUCAUCAAGGAGCUUUCAUGUUCGGAAGUGCGCAAGACUACGAGGCGAAAUACAUGAUGGACAGCGACGUCAUUUUGAUAACGCUGGCUUAUCGGUUGGGCUCUUUUGGAUUUCUGAACACGGAGGGUGGCUCGGAUGCGAAUGGAAACAUGGGUUUGAAAGAUCAACUUAUCGCUCUGCAAUGGAUCCAAGAUAACAUCGAGGUGUUCAACGGGGAGAAAAGUUUGGUGACGAUUAUGGGCGAAAGUGCGGGAGCAGCCUCCGUCCAUUACCACAUCCUAUCCGAGAAGAGCAAAGGUCUAUUUUCUCGCGGAAUAUCCAUGUCCGGAACGGCCCUGUCGCCCUGGGCGUUCACUCGCAACCCGCGUGCCAACGCCAUCAAACUCGCGACCAUGCUCAACUGCCCCACUUCCGUCAUGUACGAACUCUUCAUUUGUCUCCAGGACGUCAACGCGACGACUUUGGCGCAAAAGCACAAGGACUUUUUCGAAUGGGGGACGGACCCGAUUGCCCCUUUCGCACCCUCCGUCGAGGUCAGUGUCGAGAAAGAGGGCGUUUUCAUCGACGAGUCGCCAUACGCUCUCAUGAAAAAAGGACAGAUUAAUGAUGCUCCCUGGAUGGUCGGAGUUGUGGAAGGCGUCUGCUUACUGGAUGCGUGGAGUGUACUAGCGGAUAAGCAACUUAUCGCUGAAAUGAAUGUUGAUUGGCAUCGUAUAGCGCCGCUGGCGUAUACUUAUCGGGACACGGCUCUGGAACCGGACGCAGUCUCCAAUCAGAUUCGUGCCUUUUACUUUGGUUCGAAAGCCAUUGGAAAUGAGACAGCGACGAAUUUGACCAACUUGUAUUCUGAUCGAUUAUUUAAUCACGGGAUGAGGUCGGCCCUCCUGCUGCACGGGAAGAAUAACGAGGCGGUCCCACUCUACCUCUACACCGUCGCCUAUCAAGGGGCACAGAGUCACUUGAAGUUUCUCCACAUUGAGGAGAAAUUGGGGGUUUCCGAAGGGGACGAGCUCCAAUAUUUGUUCAAUAUGGGACGAUUCUCGGAAAUUGGGAAGGGUCAUCCAGACCAAGACUUUUCGGAUAAGAUGAUCAAACUCUUUGUAUCUUUCGCACGAGAAGGGAAGCCGACGGGAACUUGGAGCCCUACCGAGUGGACGCAAAUGUCCCUGCAACAAGUCUCAGGAGACGAAGCUCUCAUGUUUUACCAGCUCGAUAAGACAGCUUCCUUCAUUGCGGAACCCUUCGCGGACAGGAUGUCCUUCUGGGACAACUUGCCCCUGAACGAGCUAGGCAACGAGGUCUCCUCCCCCCAAAGACGAAGUGACCUCUCAGCCAGCGGACUCAGCAUGGCUGACCUCAUGAAAUAAUCAACACCUCAAUCAAUUUUUACCCCUCCAUUUAAUUUAUUGUUACACAUUUAUGAAUACGAUCCACAUAAUAAUUUACAUAGUUCGCGGAAAAAUAGGACUAAAAACUAACGAAAAAUCCUGCUAAAAAUUUUUGUGCAGUUACAAA
Messenger RNA from Folsomia candida, 2168 nucleotides. Its product is annotated as venom carboxylesterase-6. The record is from RefSeq and is a predicted model, not a curated record. The coding region runs from base 155 to 2020 and encodes 621 amino acids. NCBI's taxonomy places the organism in Eukaryota, Metazoa, Arthropoda, Collembola, Entomobryomorpha, Isotomidae. The transcript has 12 exons.